Coffea eugenioides is the source of this 2262-nucleotide messenger RNA. Its product is annotated as branched-chain-amino-acid aminotransferase-like protein 1. The record is from RefSeq and is a predicted model, not a curated record. Gene Ontology annotation, biological process: carboxylic acid metabolic process. NCBI's taxonomy places the organism in Eukaryota, Viridiplantae, Streptophyta, Magnoliopsida, Gentianales, Rubiaceae. Bases 199 to 1863 code for a protein of 554 amino acids. The transcript has 20 exons. Gene Ontology annotation, molecular function: catalytic activity.
AUCGUCGGUCACGAUUAGGACACGCAUGCGUCAGUAAGGCGGUAAUAUGGCACACUGAAAAAGUCAAAAUUUAUUACUCCUACUCUGCAACUCAACCAUCUUCAAUCCUUUUUUUCAACAACAAAAGAACCCGUCCCAGUUCGUCGCUGUACUUUCCUUUCCAAUCACAGCAAUCCCAGAAAGAAAACAACCAGAAACAUGGCAGAAAACAAUGGAGGAAUUGAGGUGAUUCAUUCAUGGUCUGCUCCCAGGUCUCUCAGCACCAGCCUUAUGUACUCUUUUGCCCAGAGAGAUGAUACAGAGGUGCGUGAUGAACCACUAUAUGCGAAUUUCCUGCGCGUAACGGGGUUAGAAAGGCCAUACCAACAAGAACUUCUUUCCAAGUUGGAAUCUGAUGGAAAUAAGGUGGUCAGGGAGAUUAUUUUUGGUCCUGGAGGAAAGAAGUAUCGGUUUUGUAAGCAUUUGGCUAAACAACUUCUACCUGGUUUGAGUGAAGAUUUGAUGAAGAAAGGAAAGCACUUCAUACUUAUCCGGAAUCCUCUUGAAAUUUUGCCAUCCUUUGAUAAGGUUGUGCCCCCAUCCUUUUCUGAACUGGGAUUGGCAGGAUUGGUCUCCAUAUACAGUCAGCUAUGCGAAUUGGGAAAGCCUCCAGCAAUCAUUGAUGCGGCUGAACUCCAAGCGGAUCCUGAGUUUGCUUUACGUGGACUUUGUGAAGAUCUUGGCAUUCCUUUUCAAGAUUCAAUGCUUAAAUGGGAAGCUGGACCAAAAUCAUUUGAUGGUUUGUGGGCCCCAUGGUGGUACAAAAGUGUACGUGAAUCAACAUGUUUCACACCCAAUACAAAGUAUCCUUCGCCCCUUCCACAGCCCCUGUAUGACCUGCUGGAGCAGAGUUUGCCUUUCUACAACAUGCUUAGGCACAGAGUAAAACGGAGGUCUUCUUUGCCUCAUCCAAGUCUUCCUGUUCCUGCUAAUGAGAAGCUGCUUGCUUGGGUUGGAGAUGAAAUUGUGCCUCGUGAGAGUGCAAGGGUUUCAGUCUUUGACUCAGUUGUACAAGGUGGCGAUGCAGUUUGGGAGGGGCUGCGGGUGUAUAAAGGAAAGAUAUUUAAGCUUGAGGAGCACUUGGACAGAUUGUUUGACUCAGCAAAAGCUUUAGCUUUCAGCAAUGUACCAACUCGUGACGAGGUUAAGGAAGCUAUAUUUAAAACUCUCAUCUAUAAUGGGAUGUUUGAUAAUGCACACAUCCGACUAACUAUGACUCGUGGCAAGAAGGUCACCUCUGGAAUGAGCCCAGCAUUCAAUCUUUAUGGAUGUACUUUGAUUGUGCUUGCUGAGUGGAAACUGCCAAUCUAUGAUAAUACAAGGGGAAUAACUCUGGUGACAGCAGCCACACGUCGUAAUUCACCAAAUAAUCUGGAUUCCAAGAUUCACCAUAACAACCUUCUUAACAACAUUCUUGCCAAGAUAGAGGGGAAUAACGCCAAGGCUGAUGAUGCCAUUAUGCUCGAUAAAGAUGGUUAUGUGUCAGAAACAAACGCUACAAAUAUUUUCUUAGUCAAGAAAGGUCGUGUUCUGACACCUCAUGCUGAUUAUUGUCUUCCUGGGGUGACUCGAUCAACGGUUAUUGACCUUGUGGUAAAGGAGCAGUUGGAUUUACAAGAGCGGCGUCUUAGCUUAUCCGAAUUUCAUACUGCAGAUGAGGUCUGGACUACUGGAACCGUGGGAGAGCUUAGCCCGGUUAUUAGAAUUGAUGGGCGCAUAGUUGGUGAUGGCCGAAUUGGACCUGUGACUCAAAGAUUGCAGAAUGCUUACAAGGAGCUGACUGAAGAGUCUGGUGUUUCUAUACCAACCUAUCAGAAAACCUGAAUUGAGGUUCUAAAGGUGUGUCUAUUGUCUCUUCUCAGGCUGCCAAGGUUGACAAGAUCUGGGCCAAAAAAAUUGCAUUUCAUUGGUUGAUUCAAUGUAGCAGCUGAAAGCAUGGAGCUGAAGCAAAAGUCACCAGAAAUAAUUUAUCAUUGAUAAGGUUUAAUUUGUGAUAGAAAUAAGAGAUGACAGGGGUGAUAAAUCUACAGGGGUGAUAGAAGGUUUAUUUUGUAGCUGGAUUCCGUUUCUUUAAUCUUUUUGUACCUUAUUCACGUGGGUUUGCCUACUUUGUCGCAAUGCAAGGUUAUGAUUUCUCUACAGGAUUAGUCUCAUAUUGCACUGUAUAAUCUUCUAAGUUUCAUUGCAUCCAAUGAUAAAGCUUUGAACUCGUUAAAGAAGUUA